Melopsittacus undulatus (budgerigar) is the source of this 1144-nucleotide messenger RNA. It is a transcript of the gene SLC25A47, whose product is annotated as solute carrier family 25 member 47. Gene Ontology annotation, molecular function: transmembrane transporter activity. The transcript is spliced from 7 exons. The record is from RefSeq and is a predicted model, not a curated record. Gene Ontology annotation, biological process: transport. Bases 72 to 971 code for a protein of 299 amino acids. Gene Ontology annotation, cellular component: mitochondrion. Lineage: Eukaryota; Metazoa; Chordata; Aves; Psittaciformes; Psittaculidae.
UACUCUGCGAGAUGGGUGCUCAUACAGCUCCUGAACUAACACUAGGGAAAAGACAAGAGUGAGUGCAGAAAAUGUGCAAGAGGUUGGAAAAGAAGCUCAAAGUGCAAUUGGAAGGUGGUCUAAGCACAGCAGUGGGUUAUCCGCUGGACACAGUGAAGGUCAGAAUUCAGACUGAGAGGCGUUACAAUGGGAUAUGGCACUGCGUUCAGGAAACAUACAGGACAGAAAAAAUUUGGGGAUUUUACAAAGGUAUGUCUGCAUCAGUCCUCACGGUAUCGGUGAUCUCUUCUGUUUCAUUUGGCAUGUACAAAAACUUCCUUUGUGGCAUCUGCAAGCUGCGAUACGGGGUUGCAGAUGUGAAGCCAUCCAAGCUGGAUGUUUCUCUUGCUGGCGGUGCUGCUGGUGCUGUCCGGGUUCUGUUUAUGGCUCCUAGUGAAGUGGCCAAAGUUCGCAUGCAGACUCAGAGGAACCCACAUCCUUCCAUCACAUCUCCCCAGUCUGCUUCCAAACCAAAGUACCAAGGGUCUCUGCACUGUCUGAAGGUGAUCGCCAAGCAGGAAGGUUUUGGGGGUCUGUACAAGGGCUGUUCUGCAUUACUCUGCAGGGACUGCUUUUCUUCUGCAAUAUAUUUCCUCACCUAUUCUGCUCUGUGUGACUGGCUCACACCAGCUGGGAAAAAUAAACCAGAUUUCCUCGUUGUGCUGCUUUCUGGUGGUUUUGCUGGAGUCCUGGCCUGGGGAUUUGCUACUCCCAUGGAUGUCAUCAAAUCACGGAUGCAAACAGACGAAUCAGAUCAGCACAAGUACAAAGGCCUUGUCCACUGUGUUAGGGAAAGUGUGAGAAAGGAGGGUGCAAAAGUGCUCUUCAAAGGACUGGGUUUAAACUGCAUUCGUGCCUUUCCUGUGAACAUGGUGGUGUUUGUAACGUAUGAAGCUGUACUGAGAAGUACAGAUUAUUUAAACAAAAAGUAGCUUGUUCCACUCUGUUCUUAGGUGUGUUUUAGACUGUUUUUUGUAACACGACAUCCACAAGCAACUGCUGAAUGCUGUCUCCUUUAACGGGCAGCAUAAGAAGCAUGGGCAUUUCAGCACAAAGCCGGAUGACUGACAGUUUGUCCUAUUCUUAUAGGAUUACAAACUCAUCA